CCCAACCAACACAACCUAACCUAAAAAUUUUCUUCGUCGAUUUAUGAGGAAAAAUGGAUAAAUUGUCGGUGAUAAUGCGUUAAAAACGAAAUAAAAUCGCGAUGUUUCGGUUAAAAUCCCGUUUUUGAGUAAAAAGGUUGUGAAAAUUGGUGUUAAAUCGGUUGUGUUGAGAUGAAGCCGAAAUUAGUCGUAAAUUCAUUCCUUAAAAAAGAGAACAAAAAGGGGGCCCAAAUGAUUCCGCUGUUGUUACUUUGCGUCCUUGGCUCAACAUUUAUAUCUUUAUGGACGUUGUUUCUUCAUGAUAAUGAGGAAAGGGUCUCCGUUAAAACUGGAUUAUUAUUAUCGCUUUAUGGAGGAGUUUUCUUCACGUGUUUGUACUCGCUAAUUAAUAAUGUUGUUCAAAGAACGAACGUUGGGUAUAAAUUCGCUAAAAAAUAUAAGUUAUCACCUUCCGAUGUUUUGGAUACCAGUAAUAAAAUCGUUUCUGCAGUCCAAGCGUUAUUAUCAUGCGCAACGGGAGUAACAAUAGUGUGUUAUUCUUGUCCAAGGAAUUUAUUAAAAACUUCUCAUUUUAUUUCGGAGGGAUAUGCUUGGUUUGGAGCUUCGUACUUUUUGUACGACAUAUGGAGCAUGUAUCAGGUUCAUUGCCACGCUAAUUUGUACUCUGGGGUUGGUCCCCAACAAAACGGAGAUCUAAAACGUCGAAAAAUCGAGGUUAAUAAUCGCUUUACGACUUAUGUGAGAAAUAAUCCGAUUAUUGUGGGUCAUCAUUUAUUUAUUGGGCUGUUUGGAUUUUCCGUUAUCGUGUAUCUUCGAGGUGGAUUAGGAGAUUGCGUCUUUGGUUAUGUUUAUUUAAUGGAAGCCUCAACACCUUUUGUCUCUCUUCGAGGGAUUUUAUCUCGCCUUGGCUUAAAAGAAUCAAAAUUUUACGUCGUAAAUGGUUUGCUAAUGUUGUUGGUGUUCUUCCUGUGUCGCAUCGUAAUGUUCCCUUACGUCAUGUAUUUGUAUUCUUUGGCUUCCGGCUUAGAUUAUUUAUCAGCAAUUGCUUCAUUACCUCGUGGUUGUAAAAUUACCAUGUCCAUAUUGGUUUUGCCCCAAGCGUAUUGGUUCUAUUUGAUGAUUAGAGGAGCUUCGAAAGUAUUGAAUCCAAAAUCGACGGGGACUUCGACGAUAUCGAAUCGGAAGAAGAAAAAUUCUUUAGUGAGUUGUGCGAAUUCUUAGGGAAUUGAUUUUAUUGGAAAAGAAAGCUUGCGAUGGUAGCUAAUUUUUUUUGUAAUUAAUUAUUAAAAGUGAUGUGUGUUUUAAGCGCAACAAAAAAUAACCAAUUAUUAAUUUUGAUGUCAUUUAAAAAAUUCAAUCUUUUUAAAUGUUUAGCUUAAAUUUUUUUUUAAUUUAAAAAGUCAAUGUGAAUCGAUGUGAUUUUUCUCUAUUUUUUUUUAAGAU
Molecule: messenger RNA, 1443 nt
Organism: Onthophagus taurus
Lineage: Eukaryota; Metazoa; Arthropoda; Insecta; Coleoptera; Scarabaeidae
Source: RefSeq, a predicted model, not a curated record